This is a messenger RNA of Pelmatolapia mariae (spotted tilapia), 3736 nucleotides long. It is a transcript of the gene fem1a, whose product is annotated as fem-1 homolog a. The record is from RefSeq and is a predicted model, not a curated record. Lineage: Eukaryota; Metazoa; Chordata; Actinopteri; Cichliformes; Cichlidae. Bases 177 to 2030 code for a protein of 617 amino acids. Gene Ontology annotation, molecular function: protein binding. The transcript has a single exon.
AACAACAUAGACGCCAUCUUGACAGCACCCUCAAAAUGGCAGAAAGAUGUGAGCUAGAAACCGAGUCCAAACUAAGAUCUCAGCGCUCAGCUAUUUAAAACCAGUCGGAGCCGUUUUUUCCCAACCACGGGUGGUUAUGGAGUUGGAGCCCAGCGAGGCAGCACAGAGCCUGUAACAUGGAUAUAUCGACGGCGGUUUUCAACGCGGCCAGAGAUGGUAAGCUGAAACUUAUCCAGAAGUUGCUGAGCAACAAAAGUCCAGAGGAGCUGGAGGCUUUGGCUGAGGAGAAAACACAGGGGGGAACCCCUUUGCUGAUAGCCUCUCGAUACGGACAUUUAGAGGUGGUGGACUACCUCCUUGAACAUUGUAAAGCGAAUGUUGAACUCGGGGGUUCGGUGAACUUUGACGGCGAGACCAUCGAGGGGGCUCCGCCGCUCUGGGCGGCUUCGGCAGCCGGUCACCUCCCUGUAGUGAAGACGCUACUGAAACACGGUGCCUCGGUAAACAAUGCAACACUAACUAACUCAACGCCGCUCCGAGCUGCCUGCUUCGACGGUCACCUGGAGAUCGUCCGCUACCUGGUGGAGCACAGAGCCGACAUGGAGGUCGCCAACCGCCACGGCCACACCUGCCUCAUGAUCUCCUGCUACAAGGGCCACAAGGAGAUAGCCAAGUUCCUCCUGGAUCGCGGUGCGGAUGUUAACCGCAAGAGUGUGAAAGGAAACACUGCCCUACACGACUGUGCCGAGUCAGGUAGUCUGGACAUCAUGAAGAUGCUGCUGAAGUGCAAUGCCCGCAUGGAGAGAGACGGAUACGGGAUGACCCCGCUCCUGGCUGCAAGCGUGACGGGUCACACCAACAUUGUGGAGUACCUCGCCCACCAGCCUCGUACCUCCAGAGAGGAGCGCAUCGAUGCACUUGAACUCCUAGGGGCUACUUUUGUGGACAAAAAGCGUGAUCUGUUGGGCGCCAUGAGGUACUGGAGGAGGGCGAUGGAGCUGAGGCAGCCAGGGGAAAAGACAGGUUCUCUUGCCAAGCCUCCACCCGGCCCCCCGAUCCCCGCCUAUGGCUGCGCACAGGAGGUGUGCACUGCAGAGGAACUCGAGGCUUUGAUCACUGACCCGGACGAAAUGAGGAUGCAGGCCCUGUUGAUUCGCGAGCGCAUCCUGGGCCCGUCCCAUCCAGACACGUCUUAUUACAUCCGCUAUAGGGGAGCUGUGUACGCUGACUCAGGCAACUUCGAGCGCUGCAUAAGUCUGUGGAAGUACGCUUUAGACAUGCAGCAAAGCAACCUGGACCCUCUCAGUCCCAUGACAGCCUCAAGUUUCCUGUCUUUUGCAGAGCUCUUCUCAUUUGUUCUUCAAGACCGGGCAAAAGGCUCGCUGUCAACACGCAUCACCUUCCAUGAUCUCAUGACUGUGUUGGGGAAAAGCGUGAGGGAGGUAGAGAGAGCUGUGGCACAGAGGGAUAAUCCCCCAGAAGCUCCUCAGUUCACCAAAGCCCUCUCCAUCAUCCUCCACCUCAUCUUUCUACUGGAGAAGCUCGAGUGCAACCCGGAGCAGGAGCACCAGAAGAAGCACACAGUGUACCGACUUCUAAAGCUGAACCCCCGAGGGCGGAGCGGCUUCACCCCCCUGCACAUGGCCGUAGACAAGGAAACGACAUCUGUCGGCCGCUACCCGGUAGGCCGCUUCCCCUCCCAGGCGGUGGCUGCACUGCUCCUAGAGUGCGGCGCGGACGUUGAUUCGCGGGACUCUGAGAACAACACACCGCUGCACAUUGCUGCUAACAACGGUUGUCCGGAGAUUAUGGCGCUCCUCAUGAAGGCUGGAGCUCACUUCGAUGCCACAAAUGCACAGAGGAAGACGGCCUACGAGCUGUUGGAUGAGCACAGCAGCGGGCACCCGGCCCUCUACCCCCUAAACUACAUCACCCUUCAGUGCCUGGCAGCACGUGCAAUCGAAAAGCACAGACUGCCCUACAGGGGACUCAUCUCUGAAGAGAUGGAGGCUUUCAUUGAGCUGCACUGACUUCCACUUCUGCAUCGACCGCCCCCUUCUUCUGAAGAGGCAUCCCAGCAACUACUCUACCCGUUCUCUCCUAUUCUUUACUGUGACCUGACACAAACUAGUCUUUUGGGGGUUUUUUUGCUCGACACAAGUCUCCUCUUGACUUCUGCUCCACUGCUGACUGUAACCAACGUUUUUAUCAGACCAAACCAAUAGCAAUAAACAUCCACCCUCUGGGCUUAAGUGUCUGCCAGAGGUCUGGUCAGUUGUUGCUUUAUUCUAACACAGACUUUUAAAGUGAUUGUUGGUUUCCACUGCUACUUAAUGCUGGGUGAAACGUUAACAUCAUAUAGACUCUAAUGCAUCUCCUCUCAGUGUCUCCCUCUAAAACAAACAAGCAAAAAGGGAGCGGUACAAGCUGAUGGGGGUUUGUGUGGGUUUGCUAGUGGCUGAAGUGUAUGAGAAAUGGGCUCGCUCUUACUGACACAAAGCAUCUGAUCAAAGUAGCCAGAUAACAUGCAUGAAAAUGAAGUGUGACUGUGGUAGCUCACUUGUUGUUUAGCAGAUUCAUUCAGAAAGGAAAUAUUUGAACAAACUCAACGAGUUGCUGGCAUUUUUUUUUCUUUCUUUUUUUUUGUGCCUGGUUCUACUUGUUCGCAUUCGGUGUACCAUCUGUUAUGUUUCUCUGACGCUGGGAAGGUGUUGAAAGUACUGUGCCAAAUGUUCCGUUACAAACUGUAAACUGGUGGCAAAAUGGAAAAAGCAAUGAAUGUUUUCUUCCUGAUUACAAGCAAAAGUAAUAAUAUGAAGUUACAGACAUGAACCUCUGAGCUUGAGGAGAACAUUGACUGGACUGUGACAGUAUUUUGUCAGCCUGCUGCACCGUUUCUGUCAGGCUUUUAUGAGACUAGGGAUGAGGGCGUCACUCUGACUUAGUAAAAAAAAAAGAGACAGGUGCCAUUAUUUAACACUCCCCAGUCUCCAAACAAGAUAACCUAUGCAGUUGUUAAUAUUAUUCCAAAAAUUGUGAAGCUAAAAGUCACUGCAUGAACAGGAUUUACAUGUUGUUUUUGUUUUUUUUGUUUUUUUUCCCCUCUGUUGUACAUGUUCAUCCUAAUAUGAUAACUUAAAUGAUUGGGGCUGCUUCUUUAACAAUAAUUUGGUAUCUUCUGAAUAUUUAAAUCUAAGAAUGUUUUCUUAAUUUCUACCUAUGUCUGAAUGAACAGUUUCUAACAGAGCCUGACGCGUGCCUCUUCCCAGGAUAAUGAAAUCCACAUGAAAGACAUCCAAGUUAAUGCAAAAGAAGCAGCCUCAUGACGUUUGUGGGGACAACGACGGACCUUUGAACGUGCUCUUGUCGCUAUAAAAAAGGCACAAAUCAACUGUCGAGGAUCAUGUGUUGGUUUUUGCCUUGGAGUGAAUUUUCCCUUUAACAUCAGAUGCAGUUCACAGAAAACAAAAAGGAACAGCUGGCUCUUUGGCCAUUCCUGCAUCUCAGUCUUAUAUUUAGUUGUUUUUCUUGUGUUUUCAGCAAUAUUUUAUUUGUCAGUCUGUGUUAAGCACCACUAAAAAGUUGAAAUACACACUGAAGAGGCUCUGGAAGAUCCUAAACACCUUACAUUCAGGCUCUAAACUGUCGCUGCCUUUGUCUUUCUCAGCAGAUUUGCGAUAACUCAAGAUCAAAAGUGUGUUGGAGAUGCCUGAAUAAAAUCAGUAUCACAACAGAA